Molecule: messenger RNA, 1869 nt
Organism: Manihot esculenta (cassava)
Lineage: Eukaryota; Viridiplantae; Streptophyta; Magnoliopsida; Malpighiales; Euphorbiaceae
Exons: 5
Coding region: 250-1440 (396 amino acids)
Source: RefSeq, a predicted model, not a curated record
AAAAAACGAUGGUUCAUGGGAUUUCACAACGCAGCUUUUUUAAAAGCGGGGAAAGGGGAGCGACGAAGCGUCCUCCGUUCUCGUUCUCUCUCAUCAAUCAAUCCUUACUGCUCAAUUCUUAACAUCCUUCUCUAUUAACUGCUAAUUAAUCCGUAUCUUAAUCAAAUCUCCAAAACCAAAUACAGAACCCUUCUCUUUCUCUCUCUUUGUAACUGAUUAUAAAUAGCUGUAGCUAAGCCAUGCUGCCAGAUGAAUCGAGGGCCAUUGUUCAGGUUCAACCAUCGCAGACAGUUGCCGGCGACGAGGCUACUUCGCUCCAGAGUCAACACCUUUCCUCCUGCCGCCGUUAAUAUGCUGCCUGAAUCGGCUGUUCCUCGCGUUGUACUGGUCUUUGCUGUCGUGUUUGUAUCCUGUUUGCUUCUGUAUGGUGCUGCAGAUUCUCUUCGUUUCCUCUCUUUUCCCUCUGGCUCCUCCGUUUCUUUCCCUUACAUUUUCCCUUCUCUCCUGGAUAACGAUUCUGUUCCUGUAAGUGAUGAGCAAAAGCUUGAAAAAGUAUUGAAAGAUGCAGCCAUGGAAGGUAGAACUGUUAUUUUGACCACUUUAAACGAAGCAUGGGCAGCGCCAAAUUCGAUUAUUGAUCUCUUCCUAGGGAGCUUUAGAAUAGGGGAACACACUCGUAGGCUUUUGAACCACUUGGUGAUUGUUGCAUUGGAUGAGAAAGCAUAUUUGCGUUGUAAGGAAGUGCAUUCUCAUUGCUUUGCUCUUGUCACUGAGGGAAUUGAUUUUCACAAGGAAGCCUACUUUAUGACCCCUGCCUAUUUAAAGAUGAUGUGGAGAAGGAUUGACUUCUUGCGUUCUGUUCUUGAAAUGGGGUAUAAUUUUGUUUUUACGGAUGCUGAUAUCAUGUGGUUCAGAGACCCAUUUCCACGGUUUUAUACAGAUGCAGAUUUCCAGAUUGCAUGUGAUCAUUUCACAGGCAGCUCUGUUAAUCUAGAGAACAGACCUAAUGGUGGCUUCAACUAUGUGAAGUCCAAUAAUAGGUCAAUAGAGUUUUACAAGUUCUGGUACUCUUCACAGGAGACUUAUCCUGGUUAUCAUGAUCAGGAUGUUCUUAAUUUUAUCAAGUUUGAUACUUUUGUUGAGGAUAUUGGAUUGAAGAUGAGAUUCUUGGACACUGCAUACUUUGGUGGAUUCUGUGAACCCAGCAAAGAUCUAAGUUUAGUUUGUACAAUGCAUGCAAAUUGCUGUUACGGGUUGGAUAGCAAGCUUCAUGACCUUAGAAUUAUGCUUCAAGAUUGGAAAGAUUUUUUAUCUUUACCACCAAGUUUGAAAAAUUCUUCUGUUGUAUCAUGGAGGGUCCCACAGAACUGCAGUCUUCAUUCCCUCCAUCAUUAUAGUGAGUCUCCAGAAACGAGUUUUCAAGAAGGAUCACAACAAUGAGUUUAUUUGAUAUGAAUUGGAGUGGUGGAACUUUGACCCCUGCAACCAAAAUGAGAAGAUGUUUUCUUGGAAGUAGAAGUUCAUGAGGAUUUUAGAAGCUCUGACAAAGUUACAUAUAAUUCAGAUUUAGCUGUCAAUCUGAAUGGUGAAAGAGGGAAGCAGAAGGAAUUUAUUUUUGGCUUCCCCUCAACUUUUAGUCUCAAACAAAUGAAAUACUGUUUCUACUUGCACCCUCUGUCGUUAUUGAGCCUAACAUGUAUAAAUAUUUUGCAUUAAUCACUCAAGAAUACCCUUUUUUUUUUCUCAAUUCCACUUUAGUUAAUAUGGGCCGUCUUUCAUUUUUGUAUUGUCUACUUGUCUUGAAAACGUUGUUAGUUGACAUCUUUGCUAAAGCCUUGUAAUUGGAUUAUGUGCUCACUUUUUAAAGCA